CUUACGUUUCAGUUCCAAAGCAGUGCAGUUAUCGGAGCAGCGGAAAGUCCUGAACGACAGCAGCAACAGCAGCAGCAGUGGAAGCAGCUAGCGACGUUCUUGAAAAUUAUUCACAAACUCAAUAAAAUCUGAAAACUAAGCAGAGUCUGCCAAGACAUAAUUAAAUUAAAUUAUCAUCAAUUUAUUCGUUCGAAAAGGAGGCUAAUAAAUCGCAGCACAAUGAUGACAAACCGAAUUGCGUUCGCUGCCUUGGCCGUGAUGAGCAUCUGCCUGCUGGCCAUCUCGCGAACCGAUGCAGCCCCCAUGCCCAGUCAAAGCUCCAACGGCGGCUAUGGCGGCUACAACGAACUCGAGGAAGUGCCCGACGACCUCUUGAUGGAGUUGAUGACGCGCUUUGGUCGCACCAUAAUACGAGCACGCAACGACCUGGAGAACUCGAAGCGCACGGUGGACUUUGGCUUGGCGCGCGGCUACUCGGGCACCCAGGAGGCAAAGCAUCGCAUGGGCCUGGCCGCGGCCAAUUUUCCGGGCGGUCCUGGACGGAGGCGACGAUCUGAGACCGAUGCUUAAAUUUGGGCAACAACUACGCGAUAAUCACGAUAAUCUCUUACUUCAAGCGAAUUCUACAAACACGUUACAGGAAGUUACAAGAGCAAACUACAAUUUCCAUUCACUUGAUGCAAAUGUUUAAUUUUUAUUCGUGUUCCGAUUCGAUUCAAUUAAAUUUCUAUUACAACUAACUAUAUAUAUAUAUACGUAAAUAUAUAUAUUGGAUUUACUAUGUAUAACUUACACAAACACUGUCUGCAUAGCACAAAGAGUUUAAAAUGUUCUUAUAUAUACUAUAUACAUAUAUGUAUACCAUACUGCAAAUUGUUGCUACACUGUUGAAAAAGUUAUUGCACCAUCAAACUAUAAAUGUUAAGAUCAUGAUCCUCUCUCGCUCUCUCGCUCGUCUAAAUGUUCAAAAA
Drosophila navojoa is the source of this 971-nucleotide messenger RNA. RefSeq names its product diuretic hormone class 2 (gene Dh31). Gene Ontology annotation, biological process: body fluid secretion. NCBI's taxonomy places the organism in Eukaryota, Metazoa, Arthropoda, Insecta, Diptera, Drosophilidae. The record is from RefSeq and is a predicted model, not a curated record. Gene Ontology annotation, molecular function: G protein-coupled receptor binding; diuretic hormone activity.